Molecule: messenger RNA, 8238 nt
Organism: Anolis carolinensis (green anole)
Lineage: Eukaryota; Metazoa; Chordata; Lepidosauria; Squamata; Anolidae
Gene: ccdc180
Product: coiled-coil domain containing 180
Exons: 37
Coding region: 209-5122 (1637 amino acids)
Source: RefSeq, a predicted model, not a curated record
GGAGAGGCACUCUGAGGCGAGCGGGCUCCGGCGCGGACGUGGCGUCGAGUGCUCUGCGCGGCGGAGGAGCGUUUCCCGGCCGGAAAGGCGGCUCUGCGGAGGCUAAACGGAGCCAUAGCCGCGAAUAUAUAGGCUGCCUCGUCCUAUAAUGUGACCCCCCCCCGGGGGCCUCAGGAGGCGGGCCUUGGGAAGGAGGGCCCUGGUCGCCAUGGCAACCCCGUCGGUGGGCGUGGCCCGCGUCCUGCCCAGCGGAAAGGUCUACCGGCAGGUGUUCGACGACGAGGUCAGCCUGGUGCGCUCCUUGGGGGCUUCCCGGAGCAAGCGUGCGCAGCAGAAGGCGGUCCCCCCGCCCCCCGGGGCCGUUCCUUUGGUGCGUGACCCCGACGCGUGCUCCGGCCAUGGCUUCCUCUCCCAGCGGCAGCAGGACUGGGUCCAGGGCAUGCCCAAUGACGACCGCAUCGAGAACCCCGUCCUCUGCAGGGAAGCCGCUGCCUUGGCCUUCCGAAGGAACCAAGAAGGCGACAAUGUGGUGGCGGCCAGAGAAGUCCGGGGCCUGGCCGAAGUCGUCAUUCCGGAGAAGAAGCACAGCGACAUCCUGGAGCGUCUCUCGGAGAGCCGGAAGCGCCGCUUCGAGGGAGGCCUGGCCGCUCUGAGGCAGGACUUGGCGCAAGUGGGGAAGGAACUGGAGCGCUGCCUCGUGGAGCCCGGGAAGCAGUUCCUGGCCAACCUCUCGGCCUCCGACCAAAGCAUCGAGCGCCUCUUCCAGAGGCUGGCCGACGACGCUGCCCUCCAGGCCUACACCAUACAGGACUUUGAGGAGAUCUGGGGCCUGGCCUCGCGGGAGACCCUGCAGAGGCAGCAGUGGCUGCGGGACCUGGAGGAGGCCUUGCUCCGCGCCGAGCGGGAUCGCGCCGAGCGGAUCAAGCUCCUCUUGGCCAAAUACACCCAGAUCCUGGAGGACGUGGCUUACCUCUUGAAGGCCGACGUCCAUCGCCUCGUCCACAAGGAAGCCAUGACGAUCAACCAGGCGCUGCUGGCCAACCGGAGGGCCAUUGCGCGGCUGGUGCGCAACCUGGCCGAGGCCGACCUGAAGCGGGAGGCGGCGCAGCACCGGCGCAUGGAGGAGCGCAGGCGCACCUGGAAGGCCCUGCAGAAGGAGGCCGUGGUGGCCGCAUUCAGGGAGUUCAUGGGCAGCGAGCGGAUCCAGAAUCCGGCGGCGGUGGAAACGGAGCUGCAGCAGAUGAGGAAGGAGCAGCUGGCGCUCACGGAGGAGAGGAGGGCCCUGCUGUGGUCCCUGAGCGAUUUGCUGCCUCUGCCUCCUUCCAAGGCCAAGGUGAAUGAAUGGUAUGAAUCCCUCGUGGCUUUGAACAAGCGCAUCGACACGCACAACGUCCAGUUCAUGAUGAGGAUCCGCAUCCAGUACGAGAAGAUCUGCCAGGAGUGUCUCUCCAAAGUCCAGGAGGCCAAGCAAAAGCUGCUGAAGAUGAAGGUCUGCACCGAAGAGGAGGCCGAGAGGGUCGUGAACCCGGACUUCUUCCAGUGGGUGGGGAGGCUCCAGAGCCGCUUUGAGGCCGAGGUGGAGAAGAUGGACAGCGACCUGGAGCGCCUGGCCAAGCACACGGAGGUGAACUGCCGGCACCUGAGCCAGUUCUUCCAGGAGGCCCUGAUCCUGCGCGACACCCACCGGCAGCGCCUCCUCCGCCUGGAAGAAGAGCUCCACGCACGGAUGAACGAGGGGCGCCUCAAGCACGAGAGUCUCAACAAGUUGCGGGAGGGCCACCUGGACGUCUCUGUGGACAGGCUGCGCGUGCAAAGCUCGGACGAGAAGCUCAAGGCCCAGCUGGAGAAGGUCCACGCCGCCCUGGACUUCAUCCGGGCCGGGUACGUGGUCUUCCACCAGGACCUUUGCGCCUGCGCCUCGACCUACCCGGACCACGUCCAGCGCGAACUCUGCUCCUACAGCACCUCCCUCAGCCGAUACUUCCACCUCCGCGACGUCUUCCGGGGGAAACCAGUAAGAAGAAUAGUGUCCGCAGCUGAAGAGGAAGCAGAACCGGCUGGAAAUGUGGAAGGAGGAGGAGGAGGAGAAGGAGGAAGAGAAGACGACGGAGGAGGAGGAGGAGGAGAAGAGAAGGAGGCGGAAGUGGAGCCCGGAAGCGGAGAGGAGAGGAAGCAGGAGGAGGAAGAGAAAGACGGAGGAGGAGGAGAGGCGGCACACAGCAGCGCCAAGGAGGAGGAAGAGGAGGAGGAGGAGGGCUCUGCCCCAGAGAGUGAGGGCUCUCCUGGAAAUGUCCGGGAAGAAGGCGGAACAGGAGCCGAGGAGCCGGCCCCUCCUCCGCCCCCGCCUUCGGAAGGCUCCGAGCAGGAAGAGGAAGGGGAGGAGGAAGAGGAGGAGGGGUCCUCCUUCUCCACGUCCCGCGGAAACACCUACCGCGUGAACCUUCGCCUGCGGAAGUCCCAGAUCCGGAAGCCGGAGAAGUACUUCGCCGGGAAGCUGAAGGGCCAGCUCUUGCCCGCCUACCUGGAGCAGGCCUACCUCUCCGAGGCCUUCGUGGCCGAGCUCAGGAGGAGGGUCCGGCUGCAGUUCUUUGAGCACCUGGAGGCCUGGUUUGCGGAGCAGACCGCGCAGGCGGAGGCCGUGACCGCGGCCAAGAAGGAGGAGCUGCAGUCGGAGCUCCAGCUGCGCCUCCACCUGCACGAGCCCCGCCGCGGCCGCAUCGAGAAGGACGUCUUCCACCUCCGGGCCGCGGAGCUGCGCCUGCACAGCGAGCGCCUGGUGCGCCACUGCGCGGGGGUGGUGGAGGCGCUGCACAAGGAGCGCGGGGCCUUCCUGCGCCUGCGCGACGAGCAGAACCAGCUCAGCCGGACCUUCCGCCUCCGCAUCCAGGACAUGGAGAACGUCUUCCUCACCGAGAGCCGGGCCGACAGGCUGGUCCACCUCAGCAACAACCUGCACGUGGAGCUGCUGAACCACGUGGAAGUCAUGCAGGUCUCCCUGCGCAGCUACCGCUACUACCUGGAGGAGGCCUUCGGGAAGCUGCGCGAGGCCAACACCGAAUUCCUGCGCAGCUGCAGGUUGUUCUCCAACGGAGGGAACUUCUCCCCGGAGGAGCUGGAGUCCUUCAUGAAGCGCCUGCAGAAGGAGAGCGGCAGGAUCGACUACGCGGAGGGACUCAUCAUGAUCGACAUGGAGAAGAUGGAGUCCAGCUACCUGGAGCAGGCGACAGAGGUGAUCAGCAAGUUCGACAACCGCUUCCGCUUCCUGACCAUGGACCGCGUCUUCAUGGACAAGAUCCAGCGCUUCCUGACCAACAUCCAAGUGAAGAUCAAGGCGGAGGUGGCCAAAUCCAACCUGCAGACGCAGACCCUCAACGGCCUCCUGGAGAAGCUGCUCCUGCGCAUCGACGCCUGCCUCCAUCCCAACGUUGACAAGGAGACGGUGACUCCGGAGGGUCUCUAUGAUUUUGCCAAGUCUGUGAUGGAGGAGCUGAAGCAGCGCAGCAAGUACCUCAACUGCCUCCUGUUGCCGCCCCCGCCCCCGGACCCGGCCGCUUCCUGGCCGCGGAGGGGCUCGGUGAGCGUGUCUCUGCAGUCGGAGGAGGGGCGCGUGGAAGCCCCCCCGAUGGUGAUGGGCGUGGAGCGCACGGCCCUGAUGCUUCCCAGCCGCAUGGGCCGCCCCGCCUUGGAGGACCCCGCCCUCCCCCUCAUCAAGCACCUUGGCGGGUUCCAGCGCCUGAGGAAGGCGGGCGACUCCCCCCCGGAGAGAGACUCCCCGUCCGCAGAGGGAGCAGGGCUUUCUCCGCCCAGGGCCCGGGGGGGCCGCUCCAACAGCCUCCAGCCCGGGCCCCCCCACCUGCCCCCCAAGAAGUCCAGCUCCGGCCCCAGGAGGCUCUCCAGGAGCUCCAGCUCCAUCCAGAAGUACAUCAGGGUCACGAAGGCUGACCGGAAGCUGCAGAUCUUUGGGGACAAGCCCAAGGAGAACGACAACGAGCAUUUCAAAGGGAUCAUCUUCACCAUCUUGUGGGAGAAUUUUGACACGUUGAUGAUCCUGGCGGAAGACUUCUACAAAAAGGAGAAGCACCAGAUCACGCGGCCGGAGUUCCUGCAGGACACCUUUGAGCAGUGCAUCGAGGUCCUCGGGCAGAAGCUCCUCCACUACCAGCAGCAGACCGACGAGUUCCACGUGGCCAGCAUCUCCGAGUUCCGUGAGCAGCUGCGCUGCUUCGAGGAGUGCCUGCCCGCCGUGGCCCGCCUGCUCCUGGGCCGCCUCCUCCGGGACCACGAGCAGCAGCUCUCCGAGGCCGCCGAGCAGCUCCGGAGGCAGCUCCAGGCACAGCUCCAGAUGUGGGACGCCGCCAAGGGGACUUCCGGCCUCCCUCCCUCCCUGCCUCUCCUUCCAGGACCAGACCAAGGCCAAGCUGUGCCCCACGCUGGGCCACCCGCACAACCUCCCGCAGCUGGAGGCCUUGUCGCAGGAGGAGGCCGAGCGGCAGCAGAACCAGGCCCAGAGCAUCUGCCUCUGCACCCAGCAGCUGGAGGCCUCGGCCAUCGGCUGUGCCCAGCGCUUCGUCCAGGCCUUGUCCUCCUGCACCGAGAGGAUCCUGGUGGACCUGGACCAGAGCCUGACCAUGGACGACGUGGAGCUGGGCAAAGUGGAGGUCCUGCGGGAGAAGACCAGCACGCUCCUGCGGCGCAAGAAGGCCGGCCUGUCCUUGGAGGCCGAGGAGGGGCGCCUGGUGGCCGAGCGCGGGGGCAGGACGUGGCCGGGCCUCCCCAGGACCACCCUGGCGGGGCUGCCCAACCAGAUCCUCUGGCGCGAGACGGCCCCCGUCACCACCGCCAAGACCACGCUGGGACACGUGGCCGCCCUGGAGGAGAGGGACGCCGUCUACGCGAGGUUCAAGCAGGUGCUGGAGGCGGAGUUUGCGCGGAUCCAGGCGGAGAGCACGGCCCACCUGCAGAAGGCCCAGCACUGGGCCGGCUGGUGGCGCAAGUCGGUCCAGAAGAUCAAGCAGCUCUACGCCCCCUGACCCACGCGGCACACGCGGACUCGGGAAAGAAAUACAUUCGUUGGAGGAAUGACGGGUCUGUGCUUCUUUGGGGGGGGGGGGGGAGUGAGUGACAGGAAGCGAGGACCAUCUAGGUGAGUGACAGGAAGCGAGGACAUCUAUGGCGGGCAUCCUAAGAGGUUGUGAGGAAUAUAUCUCCAUGUUCCGGAAGCAUUCUCUCCUGACGUUUCGCCCACAUCUAUGGCAGGCAUCCUCAGAGGUGAGGAAUAUAUCUCCAUGUUCCGGAAGCAUUCUCUCCUGACGUUUCGCCCACAUCUAUGGCAGGCAUCCUAAGAGGUUGUGAGGAAUAUAUCUCCAUGUUCCGGAAGCAUUCUCUCCUGACGUUUCACCCACAUCUAUGGCAGGCAUCCUCAGAGGUUGUGAGGAAUAUAUCUCCAUGUUCCGGAAGCAUUCCCUCCUGUCGUUUCGCCCACAUCUAUGGCAGGCAUCCUCAGAGGUUGUCAGGCAUGGAGAGACUAGGCAAGGAAGGUAAAUAUAUAUCCGUGGAGAGUUCAGGGUGUGACAAGAGUCCUUUGUCAGUUGGAAGCUAGCAUUAAUGUUUCAGUUAAUCACCCUAAUUAGCAUUGGAAAGGUUUUGUCUCUUGCCUGGGGGGCAUCCUUUGUUCACCUCUGAGGGUGCCUGCCAUAGGUGUGGGCGAAACGUCAGGAGAGAAUGCUUUUGGAACAUGGCCACACUGCCCGAAAACUGCUAUUCCACCUGGCCAACAAAAGGAUUCCCAUAAGCCACAGCAACGCAUAGCCGUGCAAAGCUAGUAUACAUAUACAUAAUAUCAUUUACAAUAAUAUAUAAUAUUAUAAUAUAUUGUAUAUGCAUAUAAUAUUAAUAUUAUUUUGUAAUGCAAUAUAAUAUUAAUAAUACAAUAUAAUAAUGUUCAUUAUAUAUUACAUGUAAUAUUAACAAUAAUAUUACAAUAUAUUGAUACAGUAUAAUAUAGUAUUUUAUUGCCAGUAUUGUGCUAUGCUAAUCAUAUAAAAUUGUAUGUCAAUUUAAUUUGUAAGCCGCUCUGAGUCCCCUUCGGGGUGAGAAGGGCGGGAUAUAAAUAGUAUAAUAUAUUGUAUAUGCAUAUAAUACUAAUAAUACAAUAUAAUAAUGUUCAUUAUAUAUUAUAUAUUACAUGUAAUAUUAAUAAUAAUAUUACAAUAUAUUGAUAUAGUACAAUACAGUAAUUUAUUGCCAGUAUUGUGCUAUGCUAAUCAUAUAGAAUUGCAUGUAAAUUUAAUUUGUAAGCCGCUCUGAGUCCCCUUUGGGGUGAGAAAGAAGGGCGGGAUAUAAAUGUAGUAAAUAAAUAAAUACUGUACACGAACGAAGCCGGUGAAACGAAUACCGCGCACACCUCUACUGUCAAAACAUUGCCCGUUUUAAUGAAAAGGUUAAUUACACUGCUGUGUGUGCACAACACAAGGCGAUCGUGUGCCGAUUGGUACAAAAACAGACCGAGUCACGCCGGGCGCAGACGCACCGCACUCGCAAACAGGAAGGGAGGGGGGAGGGAGGAGAGGCGGGGCUCUGUCACCUGCCAAUCACUGUCAACGUGCCGGCGGGACUGCACGGGAUGCCUCAAGGGGAGAUGGAGGAUGCGGAGGGACGGAGGACGGGCGGUCGGAGACACGGACACACUCACACUCACACUCACUCAGCUUUGUGCCCCUCUUCUGCCCUCAGGGAAGCCCCGUCAUCGGCAGAACGGGCUGCCCGGUUCCGGCCGUAAAAGGGGCCGGAAAGGGAAGGGACCCUUUGGACUCCGACUCCCACCAUCCCAAAAGAGCAGCAGCACUGUGGGCGAAAGUGGCCGAGGCAUCGGUCGGGGAGUGUGGGAGUGGGAGUCCAAAGCCCCAGUUGCCCCGGUUUGCCCAACGGUCGGGCCGUCCCUUCCCCUCCGCCGUCUCUCUCUCUCUCUCUCUCGCACACACUCACAAGGAGACCACACUCACCAAUGGACUCUAAGCAGCAUUAGUAAAAUGUACAAAUCCCCGUGGACUAUUUACACUCGCAAUAAAUACUGGCCGGGGAAAGAGACUCGUAAACUCGGUUCCGUUGUCGCCGCAUCUUUGCAAAGGGAUCAGCGAGUCCCCGCUUCAAUGGCCGACAUCUCCCGUCCGUCAAAACACAGAAGUGGUCACUCACCCAAGGGAAGGGCCAGGCUCCCACGCACCGCCCGGAAGAGGGCAACGCAGCCACCGAUCUCUCUUUCGAACCCAAGACGAGGGAGAAGAACAGCAGGGAAGAGGGGCAAACGCAGGCCCAGCCCUGCUCUUCCUCGGUUUCCUCCUCGGUUUCCUCCGGGACAGACAGAGGCUCCUAAGGCAGACGGGUGUGUGUGUGUUGCGCCACAGGGCCUUUUGCACCUUGGUUUUUAAAAAAGGCUUUACAAAAUCUCUGCUAAAAAAAUCCCCAGAAACGCAGCGGAACGGCUGAAGGCAAGGAGCGGCCUUUCCGAGGCCUCGGGUUCGGCGACACGAAGCCACAAAUGGCUCAGACGGGAUGGGCCGUGGUGGCGGCGGCAUCGUUGUCCCGUUGUCGAGAGCUGCCUUGGCACGUGUGUGUCAUGGUAGCAGUGGCGGCAUCGUCCGUUGUCGGCCGAGAGCAGGCCCGGCACCCGUCCCGUCGGGCUCAGAAGAUGCCCUUGGCGAUCUUGAGGCCCUUCUGCUUCAUCCGUGGCAGAGUGGAGCUGGAGCCGUGCUUGAGUUUGGCGGCAGCGGCAGAGGCCCGCGAGAAGCCCCUCUUCUUGAGGACAAAGUCGUAGUUGGCGGCUGAGUUCAUGGCGUAGAAGACGUUGGCGUUGUCUGGGAUCUUGAGCUCUGCAGAAAGGAAGGAGGAAUAUAAUCAUCAUCAUCAUCAUCAUCAUCAUAAUAACUCAGCCGCUAUCAGGACCUCAAGAUUGAACUUCAAAGACUCUGGCAGAAACCAGUGCAGGUGGUCCCCGUGGUGAUGGGCACACUGGGUGCCGUGCCAAAAGAUCUCAGCCGGCAUUUGGAAUCAAUAGACAUUGACAAAAUUACGAUCUGCCAACUGCAAAAGGCCACCCAACUAGGAUCUGCAAGAACCAUCCGCAAAUACAUCACCCAGUCCUAGACUCUUGGGAAGUGUUCGACUUGUGAUUUUGUGAUACAAAAUCCAGCAUAUCUAUCUUAUUUGCUGUGUCAUAAUAAAAUAAUAAUAAUAACUUUA